This is a messenger RNA of Brassica napus (rape), 1460 nucleotides long. RefSeq lists its product as uncharacterized. The record is from RefSeq and is a predicted model, not a curated record. Bases 612 to 1109 code for a protein of 165 amino acids. NCBI's taxonomy places the organism in Eukaryota, Viridiplantae, Streptophyta, Magnoliopsida, Brassicales, Brassicaceae. The transcript has 3 exons.
CUCGGACACAUCUGAUGUUUUCUGAUCUAGUGUGAGUUAAAACUGAUCUGAAUCUGUGUGUCUCUGCUGAAGAUCCUGUAAUAGAUAUGGAUCUCAAACUAAUAUUUUCCGGAUUCUUCACGUAUAUUCCAUUUUCAUCUAGCUAGAUCAUCGUUUAUGUUCUUCUCCAGAUGUUUUUAUUCUAACAUCAAAAUCAAGCAGAUGAAUUUCUCACUGUUGGAGUUAGACUUUUUUCCCAUGGCUAAUUUUUUUAAAUAAAGAAAAGAAAAACCAUGUCUCCACUAUGAUCUUGACAGGAUCACUAUAUAUUUUUAAAUUCAUAAAUUACUAAUUAAUAAAUUUCCUCAGGAAAUAUUAUCGUGGAUUUGUCAAGUGGCUAAAUAUCUUAAUUAAAUAAUUCAAUAAUGAAUAAGGUUCCUGAUUAAUUAAUUAAAUUAUAGGGUAUUGAGACCAGAUCUCCAUAAGAAACACGUUACCGUUUGACCACCUCUUCUCUUCCAUUAUCAUAUAAAUAUCUUUUUCUUCUCAUCGAUCUCUCUCUCUUGAAGUUAUAUUCUUUUGCUUGUUAAUUUGAUAGGUUCCUUAGAGCAGCAACUAAGAAGAAGAAGAAGAUGAUGAUGAACAGCUGUGGACUCCAGCAAAACUCCGAGAUGAGGAGAGACACCGUUGUUUGCCCUAAACCACGCCGUGUCGGUGUACUCAACAACCAUCACCUUGCUCGAUCUCUUCGAUGGCAAGUCAGUCAGCAGAUGGAUCUAUGCGAAUCGAAUUCACGAGGCAAGAUAUUUGAUUUCAUCCUCGCUAAUGGUAAUGGUUAUGAACAAGACCCGAAGAUGACGUCAUCGCCGCCGCUGUUCUUUACAGGGUCGCCGCCGACUAGAGUUUCUAACCCUUUAACAAAAGACUUACUCUUUCGGGACGAGCUUCUCGUGGUGGCUCCUCCUCCGUCCACUCCACGAGCAACCAAGCCACCACCGCCGUCGUCUCCAAGGAACGGUGGUGGAUGUGUUCGGGUGAGUACUAACUUCGGGAACAAUCCUACGGUUCGAGUCGUUGGAUUCAACUGCCUUGACAGGGACAGACGCAGCAGCGUUCCGACUCUUGCAUAAGAGUCUCCCAAAAACGCUGAAACGAGAGAUAAAUGCAAAUAUAUAACAGAGAAAGGGUAAAAAGAAAUUUAAAAAGGUUUAGGAAAUGAUUAAUGAUGUGAUCAUGUUGGGUGUAUAUUUUGGUGGAAAAUAUGUAAACGUCAUGAAAGAAGAGGGUAGUUUUUAAAGGGGCUGUUAUAUAAUUUUUGGUUUUGAGUGUCCGAUUUGGGAAUUUUUGUAAAGUAAAAAGGGAGAGAGAGAGAGAGAGAAGGGUUUGUGAGUGUUUCAGUGUUCGGUGUCUUUAGUGAAAAUAACAUCACUGUAAAAAAAGGAAAGAGUUUUGAAAUGUGAAUAUAUCUUUACUCUAUUGUA